ACCAGGACGAGUGUCUCAUCAGGAACAUGUGUCUGAACGGUCUCUGCAUCAACGAGGAAGGCAGCUUUAAGUGCAUCUGUAAACCGGGCUUCCUGCUGGACACCAGCGGCAGGAUGUGUGUCGACAUCGAUGAAUGUGAGACUCCAGGGAUGUGCAUGAACGGACACUGCGUGAACACGGAGGGCUCGUUCCGCUGCGAGUGCAUGGCCGGGAUGGCGGUGGGCCUGGAUGGACGGGUCUGUGUCGACACACACAUGCGCAGCUCGUGUUACGGCAGCUACAAGAGAGGUCAGUGCAUCCAGCCGCUGUUUGGAGCCGUCACCAAGUCUGAGUGCUGCUGCGCCAGCUCCCAGUACGCCUACGGAGAGCCCUGCCAGCCCUGCCCCGCCCAGAGCUCAGCUGAGUUCCUGGCUCUGUGUCCCAGCGGCGUGGGGAUCACCGGCGAUGGACGAGAUAUUAACGAAUGCGCUCUGGACCCKGACAUCUGUCAGAACGGCGUGUGUGAGAACAUGCUGAGGACGUAUAAAUGCACCUGCAACGAGGGCUUUGAGGUGGACCUGACGGGCAGAAACUGCGUGGAUAUCGACGAGUGCCUGAUGAACAGGCUGCUGUGUGACAACGGGCUGUGCCGGAACACACCUGGGAGCUUCACCUGUCAGUGUCCUAAAGGUUACCGCUUCGACCCGGAGACGGACGUCUGCGAGGAUGUGAACGAGUGCGAGUCCAGCCCCUGCAUCAACGGGGAGUGCAUCAACAGCCCGGGCUCGUUCGUGUGCACGUGCUCCGUGGGCAGCUCUCUGGACAGCACCAAGCUGGAGUGCAUCGAGACAACUAAGAGCACCUGCUGGCUGAAGAUGAUCAACGAUCGCUGUGAGGUGAACAUUAACGGAGCCACUCUGAAGUCUCACUGCUGCUCCACGCUGGGGGAGGCCUGGAACAGCCCCUGUGCCAAGUGUGAAAAAGAUCCGAUCUGUGGAAAAGGUUUUGCCAGAGUCCGAGGAAACGCCUGCGAGGACGUGGAUGAGUGUCAGGUGUUUCCAGGUGUUUGCAUUAACGGGAAAUGUGUGAACACACAAGGCUCCUUCUUCUGCCAGUGUCCUCCAGGGAUGACGGUGGACAUCAGUGGGAGGACGUGCAUCGACCUGAGGACGGAGCACUGCUACCUGACCCAUGAYGACGAGCGCUGCGGCCUGGCCAUAUCAGGGAAGCACCGCGUGGACGCCUGCUGCUGCUCCGUGGGCGUGGCCUGGGGCCCCGAAUGUGACGAGUGUCCAGAUAAGGGGACUCCAGAGUUUGCUCAGCUGUGUCCCCGGGGCCCCGGCUUCUCGCACAGAGGAGACUUCAUCAACGGCAGACCUUUCCUCAAAGACAUCAACGAGUGCAGGAUGAUCAACACGCUCUGCUCCAACGGCAGGUGCAGAAACACCAUCGGCAGCUUCCGCUGUCGCUGUGAUAACGGAUACGCUCUGGACUCUGAUGAGAGGAACUGUACAGACAUCGACGAGUGCCGGAUCUCCCCGGACCUGUGUGGACAGGGCAGGUGUGUGAACACACCUGGAGACUUUGAGUGCGAGUGCUUCGAGGGCUACGAGAGCGGCUUCAUGAUGAUGAAGAACUGCAUGGACAUCGAUGAGUGUGAGAGAAACCCCCUGCUGUGUCGGGGGGGUGAAUGUGUAAACACAGAGGGCAGYUUCCAGUGCGUCUGCCCCGACGGACACACGAUCGCUCCUGACGGCUCGGCCUGCCUCGAUAUAAACGAGUGUGAUCUGAGCGACAGGCUGUGCAGGAACGGCCAGUGUGUGAACAUGAUCGGCCGCUACCAGUGUGUGUGCAACACAGGCUAUAAGUCCACUGAGGACAGACUGGACUGUGUAGACAUUGAUGAGUGUACGAUCGAGAACGGCGGCUGUGAGUCUUUCUGCACCAACUCUGAGGGCAGCUACGAGUGCAGCUGCCGCGGCGGCUACGCCCUGAUGCCGGACCUGCGGACCUGCACCGACAUCGACGAGUGCGAGGAGACCCCCGAGGUGUGUGACGGGGGGCAGUGCACCAACACCCCGGGGACGUUCCAGUGUCUGUGCUUCGACGGCUUCAUGUCCUCAGAGGACAUGAAGACCUGCCUGGAUGUGGACGAGUGUGAGCUGAACCCCAACAUCUGUCUGAGCGGGAACUGUGAGAACACCAAGGGCUCCUUCAUCUGCCACUGUGACCGGGGRUACUCUGUGCGUAAGGGCAGCACAGGUUGUACAGACAUCAAUGAGUGUGAGAUCGGAGCUCACAACUGUGACAGCCACUCCACGUGCACCAACACUGCCGGCAGCUUCAAGUGUCACUGUGCUCCGGGCUGGAUCGGCAACGGCAUCAAAUGUUCCGACCUGGACGAGUGCUCCAACGGGACACACAUGUGCAGCAACAACGCCGACUGUGUCAACACCAUGGGCUCGUACCGCUGCGCCUGCAAGGACGGCUUCUCUGGAGACGGCUUCUACUGCUCAGACAGCGACGAGUGCGCCGAAAAUGGAAACCUGUGUGAGAGCGGACACUGCCUGAACCUGCCUGGAGGCUUCCGCUGCGAGUGUGACAUGGGCUUCAUCAGCACGGCUGACGGGAAGGCCUGCGAGGACAUCAACGAGUGUCAGGAGCUGCCGGGCCUGUGUCAGGGAGGACAGUGCAUCAACACGUUCGGCAGCUUCCACUGUGAAUGUCCUCAAGGUUUCGCCCUCAACCCAGACACCAGAGUGUGUGAAGAUAUCAACGAGUGUGAUCAGACAGGAAUCUGUGGACCGGGUCAGUGCUACAACACCAUCGGGAACUACACCUGCAUCUGCCCCGUGGACUACAUGCAGGUCAACGGAGGACACAACUGCAUGGACAUGAGGAAGAGCUACUGCUACAGGAACUUUUACUCAGACAACAGGACCUGUGACGGAGAGCUGACCUUCAACAUGACCCAGAAGAUGUGCUGCUGCUCCUACAACAUCGGCCGGGCCUGGAACAAACCCUGCGAGCAGUGUCCUCUGCCCAGCACCGAGGGGUUUGCAGUCCUGUGUGGCAGCGAGAGACCAGGAUAUUACAUCGACAUCACCACGGGGAGAGUAAUUGACAUCGACGAGUGCAGAGAAAUCCCAGGAGUGUGUGAGAACGGCGUGUGCAUCAACAUGAUCGGCAGCUUCAGGUGCGAGUGUCCCAUGGGCUUCAUUUACAACGACAAGCUCCUGAUCUGUGAAGACAUCGACGAGUGUCAGAACGGACCUGUGUGUCAGCAGAACGCAGCCUGUCUGAACGUGCCAGGAAGUUACCGCUGCGAGUGUAAGGCUGGAUACCGCUUCACCCCCACGGGACAGUGCCUGGAUCGUAACGAGUGCCUGGAGAACCCGGGGGUCUGUAACCCAGGUCAGUGCAUCGACACGGUGGGAAGCUACCGCUGCCUCUGCCCCAACGGAUACAAGACCACCCGGGACCAGUCCAUGUGUGUCGACGUGGACGAGUGCGAGCGGCAGCCCUGCGGUAACGGGACCUGCAAGAACACGGUGGGCUCCUACAACUGUCUGUGCUACCCCGGCUUCCACAACUCCCACAACGGAGACUGCAUAGAUGUGGACGAGUGUUCCACUCAGAGGGGCUUGUGUCGGAACGGGAAGUGUGUAAACCUGGUGGGCAGCUUCCUGUGUGUGUGCAACGACGGUUACGAGCUGGCGCCGGACGGUCGGAUCUGCACAGAUAUAAACGAAUGUGCGGUGAACCCUGGCACCUGUGGAGCAGGCACCUGUCUGAACAUGGACGGGACCUACAGGUGCAUCUGCCCCCCUGGUUACUACCUGCAUGAGGAGACCUGCGAAGAUAUCGACGAGUGCUCCCAGCUGCCUGAGAUCUGUACGUUAGGAACGUGCUCCAACACGGAGGGAAGCUUCAUCUGCCUGUGCCCCGAGGGCUUCCAGCUCUCUGCGUCCGGACGCAGAUGUUUGGAUAUCCGGGUCAGCUACUGCUACACCAAGUUUGAAAACGGGCGCUGCCUGGCUCCGAAGGCUCUGAACACCACCAAGGCCGAGUGCUGCUGCACCAUGAUGCCAGGUCAAGGCUGGGGAAGCCCCUGUGAGAUCUGCCCCACCAAAGGAGAGGAGGCGUACGAUCCUCUCUGUCCUAACGUGGGGUACAAGCAGGGUCCAGACGACCAUCCUAAAGAUAUCGAUGAGUGCAUCAAUGACCCAUGCGUUAACGGGCAGUGCAUCAACACGGACGGCUCCUUCAGGUGCGAGUGUCUCUUGGGGUACGAACUGGAUGUCAGCGGGGUCACAUGUGAAGACAAAAAUGAGUGUGACACCGGUAAUCCCUGUGGGAACGGCACGUGCACUAACGUGAUUGGUGGGUUUGAGUGUGCGUGUGAUGAAGGCUUUGAGCCUGGACCCAUGAUGACCUGUGAAGACAUCAACGAGUGUUCCCAGAAUCCUUUGCUGUGCGCCUUCCGCUGCGUCAACGUGGUGGGCUCGUACGAGUGUAAAUGUCCUACGGGCUACGUGCUCCGCGAGGACAAGCGGAUGUGCAAAGACCAGAACGAGUGUGAAGACGGUGUCGAUGACUGCGCCGGCCGAGGGAUGACCUGCAAGAACCUGAUCGGUACCUACAUGUGCAUCUGUUCACCUGGAUACACCCGAAAGCCCGGAGGAGACGGAUGCACGGACCUGAACGAGUGUUCAGUCAAACCAGGGGUCUGUAAGAACGGUCGCUGUGAGAACACGGUUGGAAGUUACCGCUGCAGGUGUGACCAAGGGUUCAUCGCUAGCCCCACCCAGACUGAAUGUAUCGAUAACCGCGAAGGCUUCUGCUACACUGAAGUCCUGACCACGCUGUGUCAGAUGACGUCCAGCAACAGGAACCUGGUGACCAAGUCAGAGUGUUGCUGUGACGGAGGCAGAGGCUGGGGCACCAACUGUGAGCUCUGCCCCCUGCCAGGGACCACCCACUACAAGAAGAUGUGCCCCCUGGGCCCCGGGUACACCACUGAUGGCAGAGACAUCGAUGAGUGUCGUGUGAUGGGAAACCUUUGUAAGAACGGUCAGUGCAUCAACUCGCUGGGCUCCUACCACUGCCUCUGCAAGUCUGGAUACACCACUGACAUCACUGCCACUCAGUGUGUGGAUGUGGACGAGUGCAUCCAGGCUCCUAAACCCUGUAACUUCAUCUGUAAGAACACAGAGGGAGGCUACCUGUGCUCCUGCCCCAGAGGGUACAUCCUGCAGGAGGACGGGAAGAGCUGCAGAGAUCUGGAUGAAUGUUCCACCAAACAGCACAACUGUCAGUUCCUGUGUGUGAACACCAUCGGUGGGUUCUCCUGCAAGUGUCCCCCUGGCUUCACCCAGCAUCAGACCGCCUGCAUCGACAACAACGAAUGUUCCUCAGACCCAAACCUAUGUGGUUCUAACGGGGUCUGCCAGAACACUCCAGGGAGCUUCAGCUGUGACUGCCAGCGAGGAUUCUCAUUGGACCCCAAUGGACAAACCUGUGAAGAUAUGGAUGAGUGUGACGGGAGCCACCGGUGUCAGCACGGCUGUCAGAACCUGGUGGGGGGCUACCGGUGCAGCUGUCCUCAGGGGUACAUGCAGCACUACCAGUGGAACCAGUGUGUCGAUGAGAACGAGUGUCUGAACAGUCAGAUCUGUGGGGGGGCGUCGUGCCACAACACCCUGGGGAGYUUCCGCUGCCUCUGCCCCACCGGCUUCAACUACGAGCAGACCUCCGGGGGCUGCGCCGACGUCAACGAGUGCUCCACCAGCCAGAACCCCUGCAAGUUCGGCUGCUCCAACACCGACGGGGGCUACCUGUGCGGAUGCCCCCCCGGGUACUACCGAGCAGGACAGGGGCACUGUGUCUCCGGUCUGGGCUUCGGCAGCGGGGGGCCGGGGGGCGGACAGGAAGCRGGAGGGGAGGUGGACGACAACUCGCUCUCACCUGAAGCCUGCUACGAGUGUAAGAUUAACGGAUACCCCAAGAAGGGACGCAAGCGCCGCAGCACCAACUCCACACAGGAAGACCUGCAGCUGACGGAGGAGCUGAGCCUGGCCAGCGUGGACACUGACACCGCGCUGCAGCUGCACCUGAACAUCAGCAGCCUCAGCAACCGAGACCACAUCCUGGAGUUGACCCCGGCCCUGUCCACGCUCAGCGACCACGUGCGCUACAACAUCGACUACGGCAACGAGGAGGGCCUCUUCAAGAUCAACCAGCGGGAGGGCGUCAGCUACCUGCACCUGAGCAAGAAGAAGGCGGUGCUGCCGGGAGCGUACGCCCUGCAGAUCAGCAGCGUGCCCCUCUACAGGAAGCAGGAGCUGGACGAGCUGGAGGACCGGCACGAUAAAGACUACCUCACAGGGCAGCUGGGAGACGUUCUGAAGAUCAGGGUGCAGCUCCUCCUCCAUUAACCAUCACACUGUCAGCAGCCGCUGGGCCAGAGUCGGCAGCAGAACACCCGACUCUGGCCCAGCGGCUCCAACAGAGCAGAGCUCGCCACCAAAGAGACRAGACCAAAGAUGAUUCUACAUAUCAUGGAGCAGCCAGCAGCUGAGGAGCCAGUGUUYAUUGGAACAAAGGUUCCAGCUGUUUGAAGCACUUUGGAGGAGGAGAGCUUUUUAAUCUGGGUGGAGAUGUUGUCUGAUGAUAUGUGGAAUCAGCCUCUGUGAAGGACACCAGGGCUGCACACAGCUCUGACACAUGGAUUUGUUUGGACUCCAGAAGGCUGAGUCACUAUAGUCUGAAAUCAUUUCCCCUUYGAGUAAAUCAAUGACUGAAGACAUCUGGAGCAGAUGUUUGACUCCWUGAAGGCUGAGGAGGACAGGAACCAACCGUGGACUGAUCUGUGAGCUUGAAGGAACUAUUUAAACUCUUUGUUUCCACCUGUCCUGAUACAAUCAUAUCUCCUGGUGCUAACGCUCUGUCCCCGCUCAGCGCCGUGCACAAGUAUUCACCCCCUCCCCGGGCAGAAAACUGUUCUGCUGCUUUUUUUAUUGGGUUUAAUCUCAUUCAGUCAUCAGAUUAAACUACCGUAUUUAUUCAUGUAUAAUAUGAUCUCAUGUAUAAUACAACCCCCCUUUU
Austrofundulus limnaeus is the source of this 7086-nucleotide messenger RNA. Its product is annotated as fibrillin-1. Gene Ontology annotation, molecular function: calcium ion binding. Lineage: Eukaryota; Metazoa; Chordata; Actinopteri; Cyprinodontiformes; Rivulidae. The record is from RefSeq and is a predicted model, not a curated record.